GUCUGUAAGAAACAGCCGGAGCUGUGGCAGCGGCGAGAGGAAGCAGCGGAGGCGCGUGGACCCGGAAAGUCCGGGCGCUCGUGGUUACUCGCAACGCGGCCCCAGCCGGCCGGUCGUCAGCACCAUGGACAGCAGCACCGUCCCCAAGGACGCCAGCAAUUGCUCUGAUCCCUUGACGCACGCUUCAAGUUGCUCCCCGGGACCUAGCCCCAGUUCCUGGGUCAACUUCUCCCACUUCGAAGGCAACCUGUCCGACCCAUGCGGUCCGAACCGCACCGAGCUGGGCGGGAGCGACGGCCUGUGCCCUUCGACCGGCAGUCCUUCCAUGAUCACGGCCAUCGCCAUCAUGGCCCUCUACUCCAUCGUGUGCGUGGUGGGUCUCCUCGGAAACUUCCUGGUCAUGUAUGUGAUCGUCAGAUACACCAAAAUGAAGACUGCCACCAACAUCUAUAUUUUCAACCUUGCUCUGGCAGAUGCCCUAGCAACCAGUACCCUGCCCUUCCAGAGUGUCAAUUACCUAAUGGGAACAUGGCCGUUCGGAACCAUCCUCUGCAAGAUUGUGAUCUCCAUAGAUUACUAUAAUAUGUUCACCAGCAUAUUCACCCUCUGCACCAUGAGCAUUGAUCGCUACAUCGCAGUCUGCCAUCCCGUCAAGGCCCUGGAUUUCCGCACUCCCCGCAAUGCCAAGAUCGUCAACAUCUGCAACUGGAUCCUCUCUUCAGCCAUUGGUCUGCCUGUGAUGUUCAUGGCGACAACAAAGUACCGGCAAGGUUCCAUAGAUUGUACACUCACAUUUUCUCACCCAGCCUGGUACUGGGAAAACCUGCUGAAAAUCUGUGUUUUCAUCUUCGCCUUCAUCAUCCCUGUCCUCAUCAUUACGGUGUGUUAUGGACUGAUGAUCUUACGCCUCAAGAGCGUCCGCAUGCUCUCUGGCUCCAAAGAAAAGGAUCGGAACCUGCGAAGAAUCACCCGGAUGGUGCUGGUGGUGGUGGCCGUGUUCAUCGUCUGCUGGACCCCCAUUCACAUUUACGUCAUCAUCAAAGCCUUGAUCACCAUCCCAGAGACUACUUUCCAGACUGUUUCCUGGCACUUCUGCAUUGCUCUAGGUUACACAAACAGCUGCCUGAACCCAGUCCUUUAUGCAUUUCUGGAUGAAAACUUCAAACGAUGCUUCAGAGAGUUCUGUAUCCCAGCUUCCUCCACCCCCGAGCAGCAAAACUCCACUCGAAUUCGUCAGAACACCAGAGACCUCCCCUCCACGGCCAAUACAGUGGAUAGGACUAACCAUCAGGUAUGCAGCUUCUAG
Messenger RNA from Kogia breviceps (pygmy sperm whale), 1306 nucleotides. It is a transcript of the gene OPRM1, whose product is annotated as opioid receptor mu 1. Gene Ontology annotation, biological process: sensory perception of pain; neuropeptide signaling pathway; G protein-coupled opioid receptor signaling pathway. NCBI's taxonomy places the organism in Eukaryota, Metazoa, Chordata, Mammalia, Artiodactyla, Physeteridae. Gene Ontology annotation, molecular function: G-protein beta-subunit binding; G-protein alpha-subunit binding; neuropeptide binding. Gene Ontology annotation, cellular component: plasma membrane; neuron projection. The record is from RefSeq and is a predicted model, not a curated record.